Messenger RNA from Eucalyptus grandis, 1285 nucleotides. RefSeq lists its product as uncharacterized. The record is from RefSeq and is a predicted model, not a curated record. NCBI's taxonomy places the organism in Eukaryota, Viridiplantae, Streptophyta, Magnoliopsida, Myrtales, Myrtaceae. The transcript has 2 exons. Bases 5 to 952 code for a protein of 315 amino acids.
GUCGAUGCUCUCAUCAUCAUCAAUCAUCACCGAAACUUCACUACGCAAAGCUCGCGCUCUCAGACUUCACUUUGAAACGAUCGUUGUCGAGAUGGUGUGGUCGAGCACUUUGAUGGCGUCCCUGAAAGCCCUGCUCGUGUCGGCCGGCGCAGUGUCCAUCACCGUCGCCCUCAGAGCCUCUGUUCCAUCGAACUCCGACCGUCUGGCGGCGCUCCUCUCGUGGUUCAGGCCUCCGUACCUCUUCGUCAUCGUCAACGGCAUCAUCGUCGCCAUCGCCGCCACCUCCAGGUGCUUCCGCCACCCGCAACCGGAGGCCGCCGCCGCCCCACGGAGGAUCGCUGUCGUGGAGGAGAUCCAGGUCGUCGAGGCACCGGCGCCGGCGUUCGAUGAGUUCAAGGAUUUCGAGGAGAAGAGAGUGGUGGUGGUGGUGGAAGGGAAUGGGGCGGGAUUCGGUGGCGGAGAUGGAUAUAACGGUGACUGCGAAGGGGAGAGGAAGGUGGCGUUCGGGAGGUCCGCAUCGGCGCCGCGGAAGCAGGUGGACUCGUCGGAGAAAGCUCUGGUUUCGCCGAGGCUCGUCCGCCGGAAGGCCGCCAACGGCGACCGCCUUCAAGGGGGCAAAAUUUUGAGAAAACCAUUGAGGAGAUCUAACGAGAGCAUGGAGAAUGUAUGGAAAGCGAUAGUCGAGGCAGGUGGGGCGAAGUCUACUACAACUUGGCCGGUGAAAGCAGACGACACUGACUGUCAGAUCAGCUUGCUGGGGUCGCCGCCGCCGUCUUCGAUGCAGAAAUCAGCGACGUUUAGGGAUCGCACCAACCAGCUGAGGAAGGAGAUGAGCCCGGACGAGCUCAAUCGCCGGGCUGAGGCUUUCAUCAACAGGUUCAACGAAGAAAUGAGGCUACAGAGACAAGAGUCGUUAAAUCAAUUCAAGGAGAUGAUCAGCCGUGGAACGUAGGGCCGGAGAAUUCGCCAAAGGAGUGGGCAAAGUGAAAGGUUUGACAAGGAAAAUGGAUUUCUUUUUUUCUUUUUUUUGUGAAAACAUAGUGGGAGGAAAUGAUGAUUUUUAUUUUCAUUUUCCCCUGGGACCUAAGUUUGUGAAAAUUAUUUCUAAGAGUCGUACUAUAGUUAGGUCCAAAAACAGCUGUAAUUUUUUGUUUGUUCUUUGGAUGCCAUAUAUUUUUUUAAGGGCCUUUUGUGGGUUGAUGCAAGUUCUUGUACAGGAAAGAUAGAAAUACCAGAUAUGUUGAUUCAAUGUUGAAAUGGAAAAGGAAUAUUUUUACUUUCUUUA